AUGAUUUCAUUGCGUAUCUGUGUGGAAUUCUGCGCGAUCAAAGGGAAAUUCUCCUUGACUCUCUCUGAUUUGCUCCCAAAGACUCACGGUGCUAGACGGUUCACUUGUCGCUCCUUCCUGCUGCAGUCGUUAGCUAUGGAGGAUUCUUUACAACUUAGCUUGCAAUCAAUGAAACUUGUGGAUGACGAAGAACCUCUUACACUUCCUGACAGCCUGAGAUUCAGGGUUUUCGAUGAGAACUCGACGAGUCUGUUGGGUAGGCUACUGAACCCGGAUUGUCAACCAAUGGCUAAGAUGAUUGAUUAUAUGCCGACCGCUUGGCGUGUGUAUGGUAGAGUCAGAGGCAUAGCGUUGUCUCGUGAUAGGUUUCAAUUCAUCUUUCAACGAGAGGAAGAUCUUCAAACAGUCUUAAAGGAUAGACCCUGGUCCUAUAAUCACUGGGCGUUGGCUCUGGAGCGAUGGACUGAAGACCCACCGAUCGACUUCUUACGCUAUAUGAAGGUAUGGAUCCGUAUCAGGCACAUACCGAUGAAGUUCUUUACAACCGAUACCAUGUUCAGGCUUGCUUCUGAAGUGGGUAAAGUUGAGGAGAUAGCUUAUGAUCCUAAAGUUUCACAUACUAAGGAUUACAUCAGAGCUUUGAUUACCUUUGACACUGAGAAGCCAGCCAAAGCCUCUCGGAAGUUGAUGGUGAAGAAUGAUGGAACAAUGGUGACUAUUGAAUUCGAAUAUGAACGAAUCCACAAGCGUUGUUUUCAAUGCCUUUGUAUUACGCAUGAAAAGGUCAGAUUCCCUUUGUUGAGAAGAGGUGCAAUGAGGCAAGAUCCAAACACUGCUGCUCCUGAGAGUAGAGUGCAGGAUAUUGAGGAAAGGGAUGAAAGUAGUCACAGAAACCCUCAUAAUAAAGGUCCCCCAGGGUUCCCUCCUAUGUUUCCUGAGCUUCCUCCUCACGAACAGAAAGCUGCUAUGCUUUAUAUCUCCCAUGCUGAUGCUACAGAGAGACAAGCGAGAAUCAUGAGAGUGCGCCAGGCUAUCUCAGACCAAGGGCAAACCCAUGUUGCUACGCUAACGAAGUUUACUGCGAACCUAGAUAAGGGCAAGGGCCAUGUUUACUCGUACCCGGAGGUUACUCAAUCUGCGCAGAUAAUCAAGCAGACCAUACCUGCUCUGUCUCUGCCUAUAAUCCGUGAUGAUGUAUCUGAUUCUGCUUUCUCAGGAGUCGUCGGCUCUCAGGGGCUAUCUGUCACUACGGGCUUUCAGAUUGGUCUGUCUUCUAAGACGCCAUCUUCCGGUGAUAGUAAUGCUCCUAAGCAGCAGAGACGAAGACCUCCUUCAUGGAAACGUAAAGCUCAGGCUGGUAAAGGAGCUUCUCCUAGUAACCGAAUCUCUAAGUCUACAGCGCCACCAUUGGAAAGUAGUGGCAAACGUAAGACUGAUGCGAUUUCUAUGUCUCCCUCCAAGAAACUCUCUACCCCAACAACUAAUACGGUGGCUUCCAGUUUGAAGCCGCUGCCUCCCCAAUGA
This is a messenger RNA of Brassica oleracea var. oleracea, 1524 nucleotides long. RefSeq lists its product as uncharacterized. The record is from RefSeq and is a predicted model, not a curated record. The transcript has a single exon. The coding region runs from base 1 to 1524 and encodes 507 amino acids. Lineage: Eukaryota; Viridiplantae; Streptophyta; Magnoliopsida; Brassicales; Brassicaceae.